This is a messenger RNA of Humulus lupulus (European hop), 1265 nucleotides long. RefSeq lists its product as uncharacterized. The transcript has 2 exons. Lineage: Eukaryota; Viridiplantae; Streptophyta; Magnoliopsida; Rosales; Cannabaceae. The record is from RefSeq and is a predicted model, not a curated record. Bases 66 to 959 code for a protein of 297 amino acids.
UCCAUAUCAUCAUAUAUCAGAUCCAUCGGUUAUAUAUCUUAAAUGUGUUAGAAAACACUGGUACCAUGGCUACUGAACUUGGCCUUCUCUCCUUGACCCACCUCCACAAGUUGGCUCAAUCACAAGACAACCAAAAUCACAAUCAAAAUCAAGAUCACUAUCAAUUAAACCCUAAUACUUUAACCCCAACUACUACUACUAGUGCUGCUCCUUGGAUGUGGAACCCUAAGGCUCAUCAACACCAUCAGGAAUCUGAUGAAGACUCAUGGGAAGUCAGGGCCUUCGCGGAGGACACCGGCAACGUCAUGGGGACAACAUGGCCGCCGAGGUCCUACACCUGCGCUUUCUGCAGAAGAGAAUUCCGGUCAGCGCAGGCACUGGGCGGCCACAUGAACGUGCACCGCCGAGACCGUGCCAGGCUCCACCAAGUCAUGCCGCCAUCCAAUUCCAUAAACAACCACCCCGCUGCUGCGGUAUCUGCCACUGGCAACGCCGCCUCCUCCUCUUCCUCAGGCGGAGCUUCCUCUUUCUUAAUUCCUACCGGGGAAUUCGUCUCCGCCAAUGGAGGCAACGGCGGAUUAUGUCUUGUCUACCAAUUGCCAAAUUACAACGCCGGCGCUUUCAUGAGCAGUACUACUAAUAAUAUCCCUCCUCCGACGAGUACUAUUAUUACUACUACUACUUCAAAUGCAUGCACUGAUGAUCAUCACUAUCAGCACCACCAGUCGUUGCCGUCGCCCUCAACUCUUCUUUCCAUCUCGCCCUAUCCGGGUGGCCGCGGGCCACGGCCGAUGAUUGGAAGUAGUACUACUAGUAAUUAUAUGAAUACUUAUCCUCAACACUGGGUUGCUGAGGCACCCUCGGAUCACUCAGCUAAUCAUCAUGAUGACAAUAAUGGCGAUAAUGAAGAACUCGAUCUGGAGCUUAGGCUAGGGCAUGGCCCAACCUCAUCUAACUAACAAAGACAAAAGCGUUAUUUUUGGGAUCCUCAUUCCAAGAAGCUGAUUGGGACAGGCCGUAGGCAGGGGGGCUUUACAUUUUAGAUGAGCUGAAAGUUCCUGAUGUUGCAGCUUCUAGUGUCGAUUUGUCUUCAUUUCAUUUAAGUUCGUCUUCGUCUAGUUUUUAUUUAUGGCAUUCUCGUCUUGGACAUGUAUCUGGUUCACGUUUAAAGUACUUAGCUUCCACAGGAGCAUUAGGAAAGUUACAAACCCAUGAUAUUUCAGAUUGUUAUGGUUCCGAAUUGGCAAAAUUUUCUGCUUUACCUU